CUUCCGACCUCACUACCGAGACUUUGAAAGAUAACCACUGAGUCUAAAAUGGCCGAACCAACUCCAGCCGGAACCUCAAUCGAACUGCCGAUUCUUGACAUCUCGAACCCUGAGGAUCCGGCAGUGGGCGAGGCCAUGCUAGACGCCGCCACCAAAUACGGCUUUCUAUAUGUAGACAGCAAAGGGACCGACUUCACCGCUGAAGAUGUGCGGAAAGCAUUUGAGCGGUCGAAGAGCUUCUUCGCGUCACCAGUAGAGGAGAAGGAGGCCUCUCGGAUUCAAUCGAACAACCGCGGCUGGUCUGGGAUGCAUUCUGAGACUUUGGAUCCUGAACAUCAGCGGACGGGCGAUUUCAAAGAAGCCUUCAACUUCGGCGAAUUCACAGCGGAAGGCAAAGCUCAACAGCCGCUUCCCCCGGCCCUAGCUCCCCAUGAAGCUGAGAUCGCAGACUUUGCAUCCCUCUGCACAAAGACCUGCAACCGCAUUCUCAGCCUUCUUUCUCUAGGCCUCAAAACAGCAGACUACGACCAUACUGUUGACGUACGUGCUGGCGCACACUCGGACUACGGGAGCAUCACAUUGCUAUUCCAGAGACCUGGACAGCCGGGAUUGGAGAUCCUCACGCCAGAGGGGACAUGGGCGCCUGUUGCCGUAGAGCCUGGAAGGCCGAGUCCGAGCGGGGAUGACGUUAACAACGAAUUUGCUUUCCCGCCCAUCCUGGUUAAUAUCGGCGACCUGCUAAGCUAUUGGACAGACGGGUUGCUCAAGUCCACUGUGCACCGAGUUGUAUUUCCGGCUUCAGAGCGGACAGGGAAUAGUUCACAGGAUCGGUAUAGCAUUGUUUUCUUUUGCCAUCCGGUUGAUUCUACGGAGCUGGUUCCUGUGCCGAGUGACGUGGUUAAGGCUUACCGUGAGGAGAAGGUUGUGGACGCUGAGGAAAGAGUAGGAUUUGGAGGGGGAGCUGGGAAUCUUGAACCUGGAAGGAGAACGCUCACGGCGGCGGAGCAUCUCGCAAUGCGGUUGAAUGCGACUUAUGACUUUAGGCAGGAAGCGACUGUCGCAUAG
Molecule: messenger RNA, 1065 nt
Organism: Aspergillus nidulans FGSC A4
Lineage: Eukaryota; Fungi; Ascomycota; Eurotiomycetes; Eurotiales; Aspergillaceae
Product: putative oxidoreductase, 2OG-Fe(II) oxygenase family
Exons: 6
Coding region: 49-1065 (338 amino acids)
Molecular function (GO): 2-oxoglutarate-dependent dioxygenase activity; iron ion binding
Source: RefSeq, a predicted model, not a curated record